Drosophila nasuta is the source of this 756-nucleotide messenger RNA. It is a transcript of the gene SdhD, whose product is annotated as succinate dehydrogenase, subunit D. Gene Ontology annotation, molecular function: heme binding; ubiquinone binding. Bases 100 to 654 code for a protein of 184 amino acids. Gene Ontology annotation, cellular component: respiratory chain complex II (succinate dehydrogenase); mitochondrial envelope; membrane. Lineage: Eukaryota; Metazoa; Arthropoda; Insecta; Diptera; Drosophilidae. The transcript has 4 exons. The record is from RefSeq and is a predicted model, not a curated record. Gene Ontology annotation, biological process: tricarboxylic acid cycle; mitochondrial electron transport, succinate to ubiquinone.
GUUCCUUUAAAUCGAAUGGUCUCAGUUCACAGCCAAACAUAACAAGUGUAUUUUUUAAUUUUGCUCCCAAAUUUUUAAUUUAAUAAAAUUACAAUUGCAAUGUUGUCCACACUCGUACUGCGCGGCGCUGCUCGCAGCAAUGCUGCAAACAUGAUCAAGUCAACAGCGCGCCUCACGCCACUGAAGGCUUACUCCACCAUUGUGGCCAAUGUACAGCGCCAGGCUUUGACCAAGCCCCUGGCUCUUACCCAGAAAGUUGCACCAAUUGCUGUGCGCGGCAUUGCUGUAAGUGCUCCCAAGAUGGCUUCAGCUGGCUCCAAUCACACCAGCCUGUGGACUAUUGAGCGCGUUGUUUCCGCUGGACUGCUGGCUGUUAUUCCAGCCGCUUUCCUCGCUCCCUCGCAGGUGCUGGACGCUCUACUGGCCAUCUCCGUCGUGAUCCACACCCAUUGGGGUGUUGAGGCCAUGGUUGUCGAUUAUAUGCGUCCCGCUGUCGUUGGUAACAUUCUGCCAAAGGUUGCGCACAUUGCUCUCAUCAUCAUUUCGGUGGCAACGUUGGGAGGUCUGUUUUACUUCAUCAAGAACGACGUUGGUCUGGCGAAUGGUAUUAAACGCUUCUGGGCCAUUAAGGGCAAGGAUGCCGAAAAGGCUUAAAAAGCCCAUGACGAUCAUCAACAAAUUCACGUUUCGUUAUUUAUUGUGGAUUCGGACGAUUUGCUUAAUAAUAGAUAAAUAAAAGGUAUAUAUGUAACGAAA